This is a messenger RNA of Poeciliopsis prolifica (blackstripe livebearer), 4024 nucleotides long. RefSeq names its product zinc finger protein 532 (gene znf532). The record is from RefSeq and is a predicted model, not a curated record. Lineage: Eukaryota; Metazoa; Chordata; Actinopteri; Cyprinodontiformes; Poeciliidae.
CCUGUGGGUUAGCUGUGUUGUGACUCUGUUUGUUGCAGGAUGGAAGGCAGCAAGGAAAGAAGGUUUGGCUAAGUGGCUGGACUGAGCGAAGACAAGAGGGUGAUCUAAUAUCAGAUCCAGGGAAGGAACAUGGGAGAUAUGAAGACGCCUGACUUUGAUGACCUAUUGGCAGCCUUUAACAUCCCUGACAUGGUGGAUCCUAAAGCUGCCAUUGAAUCUGGUCACCAAGAUGAGCAAGAUGGACAACUCAAGCAACAGAGUAAUCGGGGGACUGACUGUGCAGAUGAGUCUCACAACUCCUGCAGCGAACAUGAUGCUGGUGUUAGUGUAAUUGUAAAAAACAUUCGCAGCACAGACACAAGUGAAUAUGUUGGAACCAAAUUUGAUAAAGACAAGUGUUAUAACUCUCAUUCCCAAGCAAGUGCUUUUGGCAGUGGACUAUCUAAUGGCUCCUUAUCAACAGCACCACCAGCUGCUCAACACACUAAGGAAGAAUUGAAAGUUCCCAGAGAUGAUGGAUAUAAAUUCAAUCCUCAAUCUCCUACUUUCACUCAGUUCAGUCCAAUAUCUAGUGCUGAAGAGUUUGAUGAUGAGGACAAAAUUGAAGUAGUUGACACAAGUGGUGUACAGAAAAGCCAAUUCUUCUUCACUUCCAUUGCUAAAGCAGAGGACCAGAUUUUAAAGUUUAACAACAAAUCAGGUCAAAACAAGAAUCAGACUAAAAGAUGUUCUUACAUUUCAUCUCAAUUACCAAUACCAGAAAAAACCCUGAAAGACAAUUUUUUCAAACCUCAAAAUCAAGCCUCCAUGGAUGGUAGAAAGUCACCUGACCUAGUUGAUGUACUAAGUAUCCCACAAGUCAAAGACCAGUCCCCCACAAAACUGUAUUCUUGUAUAGCAGCUAUUGCAUCACUAAGUGGGAAAACAACUGACUUUGAUGUGUUGGACUCUAUACCAGCACAGAAAGAGCCUAAACCAUCUAAGGAAAAUCUCAGAGGAAUAGACAGACUACAGGAGCAAGAGUCAGACAUUGAUUUGACAAUGAACCUUCUUACCAGGGAACCAGAAAGCCCCUCUGGUGUUAUCAGUGAGGGCAGCAACAAAGGUUCCCCUGCUUCUAACAUAGACACCACUCCAGUCAUUCCAAAGGUUAGAAUUAAAACAAUUAAGACCUCUUCUGGACAGAUCAAGCGUACUGUCAGCAGAGUCCUUCCGGAAUUUGAUACUGAAAGCUUGAAGAAUGAAGACAAUAGUCCAUGUCUUAUGACAACUACCAGCACAAUUUUUACAUCACCAUCAAAGCCCUCUUUGCCAUCAACCGUGGUAGCAACCACUGUGUGCCCAUCAAUUGAAAUCACAAAACAAAUGACUAUUAAGCCUGUGGCAACAGCUUUCUUGCCAGUAUCCGCAGUCAAAACAGCCAGUUCACAAGUUAUUAACCUCAAGCUGGCUAACAACACUACUGUCAAAGCAACAGUUAUCCCUGCCGCAUCUGUGCAAAGUGCCAGCAGUGCUAUCCUGAAAGCCGCAAAUGCUAUCCAGCAACAAACGGUCUUGGUGCCUGCCUCCAGUUUGGCCAAUGCUAAACUGCCAAAGACAGUGCAUCUUAGUAACCUCAGUCUUCUUCCUCAGACAGUGUCUGUUGCUUGUGAUCUUCAGCAGGUCUUAUGCUCCUCAAAACCUUCCCAGAAGCAACGAUCACAACAAAGUAAACAGACUGGCGUCACUGGCCAAGCUUCCAAAAAUCUCUCGGUUCAGAUGUUCACAAGCUCUCAAGGCUCUGUAGUAGAUGCUUUCAAUAAAGUCCUAAGUAGCCUGAACCCUCUUCCUGUGUAUGUCCCAAACCUCUCUCCACCAACCUCAGCCUGUAUUUUACUACCCUCCCGGGGCUACAAGUGCCUGGAGUGUGGAGAUUCGUUUGCUCUCGAAAAGAGCCUGAAACACCACUAUGAACGCCGAAGUGUGAGAAUCGAGGUCACCUGCAACCAUUGUGCCAAAAGUUUGGUUUUCUACAAAUGUAGCCUGUUAUCUCAUGCGAGAGGUCACAAGGACCAAGUGGUCAUGCAGUGUUCACAUCUAAUCCUCAAACCCAUUCCUGUAGAUCAGAUGAUUAAUUCAUCAAAUUUGCCAGUGGCCCCUUGCAUCACUAUCAACACCCCCACAUCUCAAGCACAGGCACCUGCAAGUCAAACACAAGCUAAGAUUGCUGGUGGUAACCAGACUACAGUGAUAUCAGCGCCAUGCAGCGCUCCCCUUGUGGCAGCCAUGCCUUUGGAGGAUGAUGCAUCAAAGCUUGGUCGGCACAACUUGAAAUGUUUGGAGUGCACUGAAAUAUUCCAGGAUGACAGUUCACUGGCCAUGCACUAUCAACAAGCACCAGAACCCAACAGUCAGAAAACAUGCACAGUUUGCCAGAUGCUUCUUCCAAAUCAAUGCAGCUUUCUGUCCCACCAACGAAUCCAUCAGCACAAGUCCCCUUAUAUUUGUCCAGAGUGUGGUGCCAGUUGUCGGUCUGUUCACUUUCAGACCCACGUCACCAAGAACUGCCUGCACUACACUCGAGUCGGCUAUCGCUGUGCUCACUGUAGCGUGAUCUUUGUUGAUGUUACAACUCUCAAGUCUCACAUCCAGAACAUGCACUCUGAGGUCUUCUACAAAUGUCCACUCUGCCCCAUGGCUUUCAAGUCUGCUCCAGGAACUCACUCGCAUGCAUACACACAGCAUCCAGGGGCCAAGGCAGGCGAGCCCAAGGUGAUAUAUAAAUGCUCCAUGUGUGACACAGUGUUCACUCUCCAGUCCUUGCUCAGCUCACAUGAGCAGCACAUUUCCAAUUUUAAAGUUUCCAUCUUUAAAUGUCCCGACUGUUCCGUGCACUAUGCCCAGAAGCAGUUGAUGCUGGACCACAUUAAGGCCAUCCAUGGAACCCUGAAGACCAUAGAGGGUCCACCAAACCUGGGGAUCAACCUUCCACUUAGCAAGCCCACCAACUCCAACAGCACCAACAGCAACAUCCCCAAAAAUAACAACAAAGACGGAGAAAAUGUCUUUUGUCAAGAUAAGGGAGAAAAGAAGCCAUCGUCAUCGCCGCUGAAGACAACCAAUAGCAACUGCGCAGCAGACCUGAAGAGCCCUGUCAGCUCAGGAUACACAUGUGGAGAAUGCAACGCCCCCCUCAGGUCCAGGGAGCUGUUCGUCACACACAUGAGCGAACAUGGCAAGAUACUGAAGAAGCAUCCAUGUCAACAGUGUGACAAGUCUUUCAGCUCCUCCCACAGUCUUUGCCGACACAACCGUCUAAAACAUAAAGGACCGAAGGUCUACACCUGCCCACACUGCCCUGCUCUAAGUCAGCCCUUCACAAAAAGAGUGCUGCUGGACCAGCACAUUCAGAUGAUUCAUGGAGGUAAAUCCGUGAACCCAGCAGGAAGGACUGAAAAUGUUGAGACCCCACCGGACAACCAAACGAACCGAAGCCCCAAAAGAAAUCCAGAUGAAGAUGAGGGGUCUCCAGGCUUGAACUCCAGGGGUUCCGACUCACAACCAUUAAGACUAAAAGUGAACGUCCCCAAAAAUCACAAAUGUGCCGUCUGUGGCUUCGCCACUGAGGAUAUUGCUGCUUUCCACACGCACAUUCCCCAGCACAAGUCUGAUGGCUCGUCCCACCAGUGUCAGGAGUGCGGACUCUGCUACACCUCCCCCUCGCUGGCCCGACACCUCUUCAUCGUCCAUCGGCUUAAGGAGCUCAAGAGUCUCGGUAGAUAUAAUGGGAGAGCGGAAGAUGAAGAGAGUCAACGGGAAAACCAACUGGAUGUUGUAGAUGAGAACAAUGACGGGACGCCGAAUACCAAAUGUAAGGUGUGUGGGAAUACGUUUGAGACUGAAGGACAUUUGAAAACUCACAUGAGGACACAUGGGAUGGCAUUCAUAAGGUCAAAGACCCUGAGCGCUGCUCAAAAGUGAGAGAAAGAUGAAUUAUAACCAUUCCAUGAGUUUCUUAAACUUGUGGUACCUCCUAUAGAUGUGG